AUGCAGCCACAGAACAAGGAACUCACCGAGAAAACGACUCACCUAGAUACUAUAAUGAUAGGACGUUUCAAAUCUGAGCACCGACACUGUGGAAACACUUUGACUGACAAUUUUGAGCAGAAGGUAAAUUUCACUCCAUGUGCAGCAGGCGAAAGUGGAAACUGUCUGUAUGCGCUAUGCACUUCACAACCAAGUACUACGGAGACGUUUAAUUUAGGUAUCACUAGGAGGAGUCGCUUAUCCAGGAAUAGGGAGACUUCUUAUCAAUAUAAUACUUUAAUCAGAAAGUUCAACGAAGAAGCACGAAAUUGUUAUUGUGCCAAUAGGAACCGACAGAAUUUUACGUUAAAGUGGACGUUAAAUAGAAGCAAAAAAGUGUCGAACAAAUCAAGAGCCAUAAUUAAAAGAACAGGAAGGAUGUAUCAAAAGAAAAUUCUUAGUAUGAACAGUUCCAUAUCUUCUGAUUUUGUCAGUAGAGGGAAGAAGGGAACAAACAUGAGAAGGUUUGAAGAAGGUAGAUUUAGGCGGCUAAAUGUGCUUAGUGCAAAGAAGGAAAUGCUUUCUUUCAUCAACACAGAUGCUUCUGCCUUGAAGGACAUGUUUCUCGGCAAUAUCCAUAGGUCUGACUCUUGUAGUCAUGGUGGUAACAUAUACGGAGAUCGGAACAAUGAUAUGUGUGUUGCGGCCUUUAAGUGUUGUGAUCACUUUGUUGGGCACGCGAAUUGUGCUAAUUAUAUGCUUGCUGAUGCGACUGUCGGAACUGAGGCAGCCCUUACCCCCAUGGAGGAUCGAAGAGAAACAGAUGGCUUAAAAUUAAAAAUUGACAAUUCCAAUAUCGUUGAUCUGAUGAACGAAGGAAAUACACACAUUAGUGAGCAGAGGGAGAAGAACGAGCACAAAGAAGAAAUAUGCAACUCGUCGCAUGAAAAUAUAAACCUAGAAAGAGGCAAAAGUAAAUGUUCGUGGAAAAAGAAAGGCUUGAAAAUUGAGAAGGAACAAGAAGAUGCAGAUAAAGAUGUGGUUGGAAGAAGCACACUGUAUUAUGGAAUGGAAAACAAAUUGGAGUUCCCAGUUAAUAUAGAAGAGACGAGUCCCUCGAAUAAUCCUCCGAAGGAUGGAAGAUGGAGAAGAAGAAGAACUGCACCCAAAAAUGGAAGCAACGUAUCAGCAUGGAAGAAUGUAAAGAAGGAAUGCAUAUCCAACACAGGCAUAUGUCCUAACGGAUGUCCAGAAGAAGACAUGAACAUUGAAGGCUUAAAUGAUGAGUUCAGUAACCACUGGAGGAACGAUGAGAAAGAGCACUAUGGGGAGGAAAACAAAAUGUACGUCCCAUGCAUUACGAUCGAAGAAGAACUAGAAUUUAAUAAUGCAGGAACCCCUUCAAUAUGGCUCAGAAAUACAGAACCAAUAGAGGAAUUUAAAGAGCAUCCUGAGGAGGAAAGUCCUAUUAAUAGCUGCAAUAAGUGGAAUAUAGUUUCCAAAAAUGUGAACAGAAAUGUAUCUCCCUAUGAAAGCGAAAUAUUUAUUCCUUACGAAGAAAUGGAAAAGGAACAUGCGCCGAAUAAUGAAAUGAUGCAUUCUGGUAUACGCAGGAAUGAACAUAUGUACGAGAGCAAUUUAGCUGUUCCACUUAACCAUUUUAAUGCUCCUUCUCAAGGGUGGAAUUACUACAUGGCGAACAAAAUUGGCACUCAUAGGACGGCAUGUUUAUGUACUGAGGGAGUCGGCCUGUCGAAAGGUACGCAAUGGAAUAGGAACAACUAUAUAGAUAUGGAAUCGUGCAUAGAAGAGCUUUCUGGAAGAAGCAUUUCGGAAGGAAAUUUGUAUGAGGGGCAACACAUAGCGAAUGGUAUUUCAAAUGAACAUGCUUCCAUGGGGAACAUGUGGCAUGGCUAUUAUACGGCAUGUUCCGAGGUAGAGAGCAACCUGGUGGUGAAUUGCCAGGUAAGCAGUCAUGCGGUGGAAGGUAACCCUGUUGGGACAUACUCAUUAGGGAGUUACUGGGUGGACAUAUACCCGGUAGAAAGGUACCCCGCGGAAAUUUACCCGUUGGCAAGUAACUGGGUAGGUAGUAACCGCAUGGAAAUGUGCCCCCCUGGUUGGGUUAUGAAAAAGGAUCAGUGUUAUUCUGUUCCUGAGGUACAUGCAGAAGAAGAGGCCUUCGCAAGCGGAUCAGCGAAUCCAUGGGAGAGAGAGGAGAUGGGAAAGGAAGAACAACAGAGUGCUCAUACGAAUACGUGUUCUUUGUCAAGUAUGAAGAAAGAGGAGUUAACUCUUCCAUCUAACGUCACAAAGAUGGAAAAACAUGUUAAGCGAAAAGUUAAUGUUCACUCAAUACUUAAUAACAACAGAUCGCUGAGUUGCGGAAUGAAGCGGGAAAUAAAAAUGGAAGUGCCAGACACCGGCGUGUACCUUACCCAAGGGGCUACCUCAAAAUUGCACACCAUCGCGGACAGGGAAAGGAGUGAAGCGCCCACCGCAAGGACGAGUAGUAUAAUUCCUAUUCUGGAUAAUGACCAUCUGGCAGAUACGCUAGGCAACCAGUUUGACUUGGAGAACAAUAGGGAGAUGUUAUAUUCCAUUCCGGGAGAAUUGCCCGAUGACCGUCGUUUGGUUUGUCCUCACACGCAUAUGUUAGAUGCGAAUGUAAGUGCAAAUAUACGCGUGGCAGAUGGUACUGCAUGCACAGCCCUGAUUAGGUCAAACACGAAUGCCGGAAUUCUAGUAGUAUGUUCACGUUCACAGGGCCAAGGCGAAAAUGAACUUAUUUUUCCAUAUAAUGACGUGAUACAUGAUAAUAACGAAGCAUUCAGCGAGGUAGCGACUAACUCUUAUUACAUCCCAUACCCCACUUGGGAUAAUUACCCAAAUUUGGGGAUGCAGGAAAAAUUUAGAGAAUAUCAAUAUCCGUAUAUUAGCAGUAUAUGUCCAAAUGAGUGCAUGAGUAUUUCGGGGGAUUAUUGCGCAGACUAUCCUUACAACCGUCCGAUAGAUGUGAACAAUUCUGGGGAGGUCGACCCGAAAUAUUCAAACCAUUAUUUUUAUCCCAGCUGGGACAAUUCCUUGCAAUGUUCCGGAGCUGAAGCUAUACGCAACUACAAUGGGAUAUGCUGCGAUUCCACAUGUAGUUGCAAUGGGGGAAACAUAUGCGAUGAAAACCUGGGGUGCAACAAUGGUGAAUCUUCUCAGGGAGGGAAAAAUUCCCAUUAUACCGACACGUUCUCAAAGCAUGGUGGUAAUUCCUGCACUAGGAACACGUACCAUAAGUUACGCAGGUCCAAAUCCUUAAUUACACAAGGUUACACUUAUUACCAAAAUGAUCCACAAAUGGUAAUAUCAGAUGCUUCAAAUAACUUGAAGGACCAAUACAGUCAAAGGAGUAGUAAGAAAAGAGAUUCAUUUACCAGAUUUUCAGUCAAAGGCGAAUACUAUUCUACUUCGAAUACAAGCAAUACAGACGUUAUCUCGGAAAAUAGUUUUCUCCUUAUCAAAGGGGAUAAUAAUAGCAUAACCGGUCACAUUGGGAGGGAACAAAUGGAUCCAAAAGACGAGACGGAUGUAAUCCCUGAUGGGAAACAUCAAUCCGAUCAAUAUAUUCACAGAGGCGCGUGCAGUGGAACUCUGCAUGAUUCCGCUAGCAAUUUUUCAAGCUAUCCAGUUGUUAACCUUAUGGAAGGGGAGAGUUACAGUCCUAGGAGAUCUGGCAAAUGGGAGGUAAUGCCCCGCACAAGUAAUAACAACGCAAGCGAUGGUUACGGUAGAAUGAAAGAACACGUAGAGCUAAAAUUAGAAUCCCGUAAUGUCCAAUUGGGUAAUCCGGAGGGUUAUGUGGAAGGACUCCUUCCCGGAGAUGAUAAAGGGGGACAUACGAAUGAUAUGAAGGUGAAGGUAAAAAGGGAAGCCUCGAGUGACGUCCAAAGUCGUUAUGAAAGUGGUAAUGAAAGUGACAGCCACCGUGGUGACCAACUGAAUGACCAACUAAACGAUCAACUUUACGACCUGCAGAUGAUAGCUGUCGAUAACGCACACAACACACGUUCUGCAAAGAACGACGAAAGUACGCAUGCAAAGGGGGAAAGUGGGGAAGCGAAUUCACCAAAUUAUUGCAGAACAAAAUGCACAACAGAUGGUAUACAUAAUUACAACAACCAUGAGGUAGGAAAUUUAAGUGCCGACAGAGCAAAUAGCAUCAUCAACAGUGACAAACCUUAUGAUGGUUGCUUUCUGGAGGAUGAUUCCAAGGGAAGCUGCCGGGAUGCUUUAUGUACCAAUGGGGACAAGACAUUUGCACGACAAGAGGCCCCAAAAAAUAUUCUAAAAAAUAUAUCUGCAUGUGAUAGGUGGAAUAGUGGAAAGGAUAGUAGUAAUCUGUGUAGUUACGACUCAAAUGGUAGAAGAGAAUACGAUGCAUGCGGUUAUUUGAGCAGAAUUAAUUUGCCCCAUAUUUCGGAUCAACGUGUGUACAAAAUACGCUACCCCGUGAAUGAUGGGUGCUCAGAUUUUUCCCAUUCCUCAAGGGAGAACAUGCAAAGUAACCACCACAUAAAUAGGAUGGGUACAACUAAUCAGGUAAACUUUCCCUAUGGCGAUUGUUCCAGGAAUUAUGUUAAUGCGGACCCUUCCGAAAGUGUUACACACAUCACUGGUGAUGGUAGUUAUCCCAGAGACAAUUUUUACAAUAUUUCAGAUUACCAACACUCGCCAAAUGGCACAAAUUAUGGGGACAAAUGGAACAAUUCUAGCGGGACAUUUCCAUUAUGGUGGACCCCCUGUCACGGCAACAAUGGAGACAGCUUGAAGAAGCCUCUUUAUUUCCUUCAGGACAAGUUCUCCACUGCGUCGGAUGAGGUGAAACACCCCUCUGUUAACAAGAACAAUACGAAUGAAACAAAUAUGUAUAUGGUAACGAAUGGUACUACUUUAAAGAAGGAGUUAAAAGCAGAUACCAAUUCAUCUGAAGGCACAAACAGUUUUAGAAUAAAAAGCGAAGUGGCAAAUGAGGACAGUAUGAAUUUGACUAAUGUUCCCAUGAGCUCCGAAUGUAACAGUACCCUUGACACGAACACCAAUCCGCUUAGCAAUAAUACAUACAACCUUUUAAGUAUCUCUACUAAAUGUGAUAGCCUUGGUUUUAGUAACGACGAUGGUACCCGCGUUCAUGGUGAAGAAUCCCCCAGUGGAGUAAACCAAGGUGAGAAGAUCAAUACGAUUGUUGUGGAGGAACAGCCCUAUCGUGCGUACAUUCCUGACGGGAAUUCCAAUACGUUUCAAAUAUAUGAAGGAAAUGGAACUAAAGACGGGGAACAAGUCAAUACACAUACAUGGGGAGGAAACCAUUUUGGUACAUGUGUAAUGGAAAAUAUGGAAACAUUUGAAGGGGGAAUAAAUCUGCGAAAGAUGCCGAGUAGCCAAAUGUGUAUACCACGCGUAAAGGACGAAAAUGAGGGGAGCAGUACAGAAAUUGGUUCCCAAAAGGAUGAGGAGAAUGGUGUCGGCUGUACCCCGCAGAACUACGCACGCUGCGAGGGUGAAGGAGAUAUGCACACUAAUGAAGAAAUGAGAGAUGAAGGUAGCAUGAGCGUCAAUACAGGAAUAAAUGAAAGGGUAAACGCUAAUAACGGAGAUGUAAGUACCUAUGAAAACAGAACUCAGGGCACACAUGAUGGGAAUAUUGUGCAGAACUUAAAUGAAAUGGAUACACAUUUGAAAAAUAUGAAUUGCAUGUACACACCCGAGAAAUACAAUUACUUGAAUGAGGCAUAUUUUUUGAGCAACCCUGUGAAUGAAGUAAACUUCCCGAACGGAGUAUGGCAAGAAAGGAAUUCUUUGAAUCAUGCAAACUACGAGGAAUACAUACAACAGUACAGUUACUCCCAUUCAUACAUGUCUGGGAUGGGUGGGAACUUUAACGUAGAGAGGAAAGGGGAGAAUGCAGAUAGGGGAAGCGGGGACAACGAAGACGGUAAAAGCGAUCGUCCGAGUGACAGCGGGGAAAAGCACACUAACGGAGCAAUGCCUCACAGCAUAGGCAUGCCGAUAGAAUGUGCAAAUAGUAUAUAUGACCAUCAGGACGUAAGUGGUUCUGCAUACUAUCCGGGCCAUAUUGCCAAUAACAGCAAUGCCAUUUAUGGCGGUAUGACAGGCAAUGGAGGAAAUGUGCAAGGAAUUUUAGAUCAAACUGGUUUUGAUUGCAUGAAUAGUGCUAUGUACAAUGGUACCUCUCCUAGUGGAGUUAACCACACGGAUAGGAACAUAGUAGCAGGAUACUCCUAUGGAUAUCCAUCUGGGUUAUGUGGCAACUACCCAUAUGGUUACGCAUAUGAAAUGAACACGCACUCAUAUGCGGACGAAAACAAAUCAGUGAGCCAAAGUUGCACGUUGGAGAACACAAAUGGAAGUACAGAGGAUGUACACAACAUAUCUGAUGCACAGGUUGACAGGGUAAGUUGUAAAUAUAUCGAAAGUGACAAUGAUGGGGCAGAUGCGUCGGAUGAAGACACGGAUGAUGGAACGGGUGACGAAACGGAGGACACCGAUCAAGAGAUGAGCUCGGAGAACGCUGAGGAGAAGAAGGCGAGUGUAAGUAUAGUUAACGUGGAGAAUGUGAACAACACUACGGAAGGCAACCCCAUUAUCACUAGCGAAAGCAGAACGACGAUCACAAACUUAGGUAGUGAAAGCAACGCCAACGGGGGGAGCAUCACGCGGGUCACUGAAAAUAGCAGCAGCACUAUGGAGGGAGAAACUUCUCCAAAUGGAGUCAACAGCGUAAAGAGCGAAAGCACCGCAUGCAGCUUUAAUGAAACACACAAAAAGGACAGAUGCAUCGAGAAUUGCAAAGGCGAGAAAAUGGACCACGGAGUAGAAGCGAAAUCGGAAAAAGUAGUGAAAAGAAGAGGAAGAAAAAAAAACAAUUCAGAUGACUUUAAAUAUGCACAUGAAAAAAAAAAAGAAUUACUGAAAAAAAAAUAUAAUGUACAGAAAGAUGUAGUCCUAACUGUGGAAGAGGGGGAUCUAAAACUAAUCGCUGAGGAAAUUAUUAAGAAUACUUCUUUGUUACCAGAGAGGGGACCAUACGGUAGGAAUGCCCUGGAUGCUUCUCACCCUAUUCAUAGCGUGUGGAAAGACACUUCUCGGGGGCAUUCUUCAUGGAGAUGCAGAUGGUGGGAAAAUGGGAAACGAUUAAGUAAAAACUAUAAUGUCAAGAGAUAUGGAGAGGAAGAUGCUUUAAAAAUGGCUAUCAUUACAAAGUUGAGAAAUAGUUCACCAGCAGAUCGUAUCCUUUAUUUGAACCAUCAGAGGGAAUUUCUAAAUUUGUGCUACGCCAAUAAUUGGAUUCAAAAAAGGGAAAGCGACAGGGCGGAGGCAGAUCAAGAUACUGCUAAAAUAACACUCCAGAAGGACGACAUUACGAAGGGAGAAAAAAGGAGCAAAAGAUCAACUACUGGGGACAUGGAUGCACAUGAAACUAACAAGGAAUGUAAUCAGGAAAAAGAUUCAAAAACAAUUCAUUUGAGUGUUCCCUCCAUUACAUACAGUACAAACACUUCCCCUGAUGAUGCGAAGGCACCCCUCCAUGGAAAUAACCUCCGAAGAAAAAACAAACGCACUCUUCUCACGAAUACAAGAAGUAGCAAAAAAUGCCGCACUCUUAAGUGUUAUCCCUCGGGACCGAACACCGACACUAUGAGGCAUGCCCAGGAAGGCGAUGGAACAGACGGCAUAAGCGAAAGAAAUGCAAUGCACGAGGUAAGCGCCCCGAACGCGGUACAUGUGGUGAAUACCCAGGGAGACGUAAAGUUGGAAGUGAUAUAA
Plasmodium knowlesi strain H is the source of this 7815-nucleotide messenger RNA. Its product is annotated as AP2 domain transcription factor AP2-G, putative. Bases 1 to 7815 code for a protein of 2604 amino acids. Lineage: Eukaryota; Apicomplexa; Aconoidasida; Haemosporida; Plasmodiidae. The record is from RefSeq and is a predicted model, not a curated record. Gene Ontology annotation, molecular function: DNA-binding transcription factor activity. Gene Ontology annotation, biological process: regulation of DNA-templated transcription. The transcript has a single exon.